This is a messenger RNA of Daucus carota subsp. sativus, 5487 nucleotides long. RefSeq lists its product as uncharacterized. Gene Ontology annotation, biological process: DNA integration. Bases 1 to 5487 code for a protein of 1828 amino acids. Lineage: Eukaryota; Viridiplantae; Streptophyta; Magnoliopsida; Apiales; Apiaceae. The transcript has a single exon. Gene Ontology annotation, molecular function: nucleic acid binding; RNA-DNA hybrid ribonuclease activity. The record is from RefSeq and is a predicted model, not a curated record.
AUGACAAACACCACCGAACAAACCACUGGAAAUACCUCCAACCCAAACCCAGGUUUCGACUUUGGCAAUAGUCCCGAAGGGCUGUUGCCCACCCCCGAAGAACAACAGCAGAUGCUGUUGAAAUGGCGAGAAGAGCAGGCUGCUAAAGCCCAAUCUUCCAAGACCAAGGAGCAAGAAGCUGCCCGACUAGCCAAGAAGAGGGAAGCCGACGAACUCCGGCUGAAGGCCCUCCAGCUACAAAGGGAAGAGAUUGAGCUCCAAGAGAGAGCCCUCCGAGAGGCCUUGGAGGCCGAAGGAGAUCGAGUGCCGGAAGGCGAAGGAAAUAAGAAGAGGAAUCGGGAAGACCAAGACGGGUCUUCGGACUCCGAGUCGCAUUCCCGAGGGCCUCGUCACAGGCAUGUCACACCUUCGGAUACCGAAGGAGAGGAAGGUCCCCACGUUAGGGACCGACUUCGCCGAAUGGAGAAGGCCAUGUUUGGGGACAAGACGUUGACCCAUGAGCCAGUGAUAGUCGAGGAGAUCGAGCAAUAUCGGCCGCCCCCGGGUAGACAGUUCCCGAAGAUGAAUGAAUUUAACGGGAAGGGCGACCCGAUCGAUCACUGCGACAAAUACGAGUCCCUGAUGACUGGAAUGGGACAUUGUGACAUCAUGCUAUGCAAGAUGUUUAAGACCUACCUGAAGGGAUCCGCUACGAUGUGGUACCGAUCCCUACGACCAAGGUCGGUCAGUUCUUAUGAUCAAUUGAAACGCAAGUUUUUGAGGCACUACUCUCACUUGUGCCGAAGAGAGAAGGAUACAGAAGCCCUAAUUCAUUGCCGACAGAGACCCAAUGAGGAGUUGGGCGACUACUUGGCCAGGUUCAAGGAAGAAGCUGGGAUGGUCACUAAUCUGGAUAAGGUGAAGGCUGCAGGGUUCCUGACGGCCGGUCUGGAUCCGGUGAAGGGUAAGAAGCUCCGAUCAUCUUUGUAUGAUAUACCCCCUAAAUCGCUGAAUGACAUCUAUUUGCGGGGAGAAAGCAUCAGAAGGAAGAUGGAAUCCAUCGGGGGACACAAGAGCGAUCGGAAAGAUGAUCGGUACAGUUCCCGUUCGGACGGCAGGGGAAAAAGGAAUGAUAGCCACCGAGGCAGGAGAGAUGAAAGGGAUGAAAAGCUGGAUCGGGGGGCCGAACGAAGGAGAGAUAGAGACAGCACUGUGUUCACUCCUCUGAAUACAUCUGUCUCCAAGAUUCUUAACGAAAUUAAAGGAAAACCAGGAUUCGUUCGGCCGCCGAAGAUGAAGAUCCCAGAUUACAAGAAAAACUCUGAUAAGUAUUGCGACUAUCAUCGUGACAACGGGCACAAUACCGAUGAAUGCUACCACCUGAAGAAGUUAAUAGAGAGGAUGGUCAAGGCUGGAGAUUUGAACCAGUAUGUUAAGGAUCUGAGGGAUCGGUUGGGUCCCAAAGAAGAUAAAGGGAAGGCGCCCGAAGAAGGUGAGAGGUACAGAGGUGAGGUCCGAACGAUUUUCGGGGGAACAAUUCUGGACCGAAGUAGCAAAACGGCUAAGAAGAAGUACGCCCGACAGGUCUACAACCUCUAUAGCAUCAACUCCACCAAACAGUCGUAUCCUAUAAUGUUUUCACAAGAAGAUUAUGAGGAUGUUAUGCUGCCGCACGAGGAUCCGUUGGUCAUUAAUCCCGUGAUCGGCCAAAACAAGAUCUGGAAGGUUCUGGUUGACGGGGGAAGUUCUGUUAACGUCCUCUACUACAACACCUACCAGAAGAUGAACCUGGAAGGCAAGCAGAUCGAUACCUGCUAUGAGGCACCCCUCUAUGGCUUCGGCAAUCAGCCGGUCCCGAUCGAAGGUACGAUCCACUUGCCCCUAUUGCUCGGUAAAUCCCCUUAUACUGUGGAAAAACAGGUCAAGUUUUAUGUGGUCCGAGUUGAGAGUCCCUUCAAUGCCAUCUUGGGGAGACCUGUUCUCACUGCUUUCGAAGCCAUUGCCUCUAUUCCCCAUCUUAAGUUGAAGUUCCCGACCGAAAAGGGGGUGGGAGAGAUGAGAGGUGAUCAGAAGGCAGCUAGGAUCAUUAUGCUGGAAGACUUGGAGAAAGAAAAGGAUCUAGGUGGCGCCGAAGGAAACAAACGGCGCCGAACCGAAGAUGGUCCUGGGGGCAGCGGCCAUGCCCUCCAUAUUGAGUUGGAGAAGUUUGGAAAUGAUCUCUCAAACCCGAUAGCCGAACCGGGCACCGAAACCGAAGAGGUGGAAUUAUAUGCAGGGUGCUCGGGAAAAAUGGUUCGGAUCGGUAAAGAUAUGGAGCCAGGGUUGAAGGAAAAAGUGAUUGAUGUGGUCCGUCGCUACCAUGAUGUCUUUGCCUGGGGACCCGAGGAUAUGCCAGGGUUGGAUGAGUCGAUCGCUCGGCACAGGCUAAAUGUUCAUCCUCAGGCUGUGCCCGUGAAGCAGAAGAAGAGGAACUUCGCGGUGGAGAGGCAAAAAGUGAUUGAGGCCGAAGUGGAGAAGUUACUGGAGGCCAAGUUCAUCGAAGAAAUCGAGUAUCCAGAGUGGUUGGCAAAUGUGGUGGUGGUCAAAAAGUCAAACAACAAGUGGAGAAUGUGUGUCGAUUAUACCGACCUCAACAAGAAUUGCCCGAAGGAUCACUAUCCUUUGCCGAACAUCGAUCAGCUGAUAGAUGCCACCUCUGGCUAUCAAAUACUCAGCUUUUUGGAUGCAUUCUCAGGGUAUCAUCAGAUCGCCAUGGAUGCCGAGGAUAUUCCGAAGACAGCAUUCAUCACCCCGAAGGGAACCUAUGCUUACAUCAAGAUGCCCUUCGGCCUGAAAAAUGCGGGGGCCACUUUUCAAAGGAUGGUGAACAAAGUCUUCGCCGAUCAGAUAGGCCGAAACAUGGAAUGUUACGUAGAUGAUAUGAUAGUGAAGUCCUUAUUUCAAGAUCACGCCGAUGACCUCAAGGAAUGCUUCGAGACCCUAAGACGGAACAACAUGAAGAUCAACCCCGCCAAGUGCACCUUCGGGGUUUGUAGUGGCAAGUUCCUAGGGUACAUGGUCAGCGCAAGGGGGAUCGAGGCGAAUCCCGAGAAGAUAAAGGCAGUGAUAGAAAUGGAAGCCCCGAAGACCAUUCGGGACAUUCAGAAGCUAACGGGGCGACUGGCAGCCCUCCGAAGGUUCAUCUCUCGGUCGGCAGAAAAGGCGCUCCCCUUCUUUGAAGUUUUGAAGGGAGCCAAGAAUUUUGAGUGGGGGCCGAACUGCAUAAAGGCCUUCGAAGAAAUAAAGGAAUAUCUGGUUAAAGCCCCUCUGCUGCUGAGGCCCGAUCCGAAGGAGACCCUCCAGUUGUACUUGGCAGUAAGUGACCGAACCCUUGGUGCGGUCUUGGUAAAGGAGCACGAGAAAAACCAACAUCCGGUCUUCUAUGUGUCUCAUAUGCUGAGGGAUGCCGAAACCCGAUACCCGAAUGCCGAGAAGUUCGCAUAUGGGCUGGUCAUGGCCUCGCGAAAAUUGCGACACUAUUUUCAAGGGCGAACGAUACAAGUGGUCACCGACCAACCUCUGAAGAAGAUUCUCAGCCGACCGGAGGCUUCGGGCAGAGUCGUCGCCUGGUCUGUAGAAUUGGGGGAAUACGACUUAGAGUAUGUUCCCCGAACAGCCAUUAAAGCCCAAGCCUUGGUUGACUUCAUGGUAGAGUGCCGUUUUUCCGGGCCGACGGACUUGGAACCGAAGGAACAGCUCAUUCGGACUCCUGGUAGGUGGAAGUUGUUUGUGGAUGGGUCGGUGGCCGGGUCAAAAUGUGGGGCCGGAUUGAUCCUUUCUAGUCCCGAUGGAUUUGAGAUUUGUCAAGCCAUCCGGUUCACUUUCCCUUUGACCAACAAUGAGGCCGAGUACGAAGCCCUCUUGGCAGGAGUGGGUCUAGCCAAAAAUCUGGAGGUAAGGCACUUGAGGGCUUUCAGCGACUCCAUGCUGGUUGUCAAGCACUUUUCUGGGGAGUAUGAACAGAAAGAGCCCCGAACGAAGGCUUACGCCGCUAAAGUACGCGAACAAACUCAGUUUUUCGAAACAUUUGAAUUGAGCGCCAUCGGUCGGGAAGACAAUGGCCGCGCCGAUGCUCUCUCUCGAUUAGCCUCGGCCGAAACACAGAAUUUGACGGGGUCCAUCUACUUGACGGAGGUAAAAAUGCCUUCGGUCGACAAGAAAGCUUGCCUGGAAAUUCAUCAAGGCAUAAAUUGGAUGACCCCCAUCAGAGCAUACUUGGAAAAAGGGUUCUUGCCCUUAGAGAAGAAGGAAGCCCAAAAGAUAAAGUACCGAGCAGCUAGCUACACACUGAUCGGGGGCCGACUCUUUAGGCGAUCAGUCUCUCAGCCGCUGCUCCGAUGCUUAGAUCCAGAAGAACAACUUCUAGCCCUGGAGACAGUUCAUGAAGGCAUCUGCGGCGAGCACCUGGCCGGCCGAUCCCUAGCCCUAAAGAUACUCCGACAGGGAUUCUUUUGGCCGACCAUCAGAGAAGAUGCAGCCAACUAUUCAAAGAAAUGCCGACAGUGUCAAAUCCACAGCAAUGUUCCGAAGCAACCCCCGGAAGAAAUGACUUCGGUCCUCAGCCCAAUCCCUUUCUCCAUGUGGGCCAUCGACAUAGUCGGAAUCCUACCAACCAGCACCCGGCAAGCCAAAUAUUGCAUAGUGGCCAUUGACUACAUGACAAAGUGGGUCGAAGCCCGACCGCUCUCAGCUAUCACCGAACAGGCUGCCAAGAAAUUCUUCCUGGAGCAGAUAAUUGUGAGGUUUGGCAUACCGAUGGUGUGUGUGUCCGAUAACGGCACCCAGUUUGUUGGGAAAAAGUUCAAGGAAUUCUUGGCCAGCUUCGGCAUUCAACAGAGGUUCAGCUCGGUCGGUCACCCCCAAGGAAACGGGGCGAUCGAGGCAGCAAACAAGAUCAUCUUCCACGGAAUCAAGAAGCGCCUUGGAGAAGCUAAGGGACUAUGGGCCGAAGAGCUCCCUUGGGUCCUGUGGGCAUACCGAACCACUCCUCGCUCUUCGACAGGAGAAACCCCAUUUCGGUUAGCUUACGGGACCGACUCGCUUGUCCCGGUUGAGGUUGGCCUGGAAUCUUACCGAACCCAGGUCUUCAAUCCUGAUACCAAUGAAUAUGGCCUCCGAGGCAACCUGGAUCUCUUAGAAGAAGAAAGAGAAGCCGCCCAUCAGAGGAACGUCCGAUACCAACAGCAAGCAUCUCAAUAUUAUGAUUCGGGUAUCCGAAAACGUUCUUUCAGAGUUGGGGACAUGGUUCUCCGAGACUUGGCUACUUCCAUGCCGACGAAGCAAGGAAAGCUUAUGCCAAACUGGGAAGGCCCCUACACUGUUGUUGAGAUAGUUCGGCCGGGAACGUACAAACUUGCCACUCCAGAUGGAAGCCCCAUUAAGAACACCUGGCAUGCUUCCCAGCUCCGGAAAUAUUAUCAGGGCAACCUGAUCAAAAUUACGGGACCAAAGGAGUUAUCCUUGAUUUAA